Messenger RNA from Camelina sativa (false flax), 1352 nucleotides. RefSeq names its product putative RNA 3'-terminal phosphate cyclase-like protein. The record is from RefSeq and is a predicted model, not a curated record. Gene Ontology annotation, cellular component: nucleolus. Gene Ontology annotation, biological process: endonucleolytic cleavage of tricistronic rRNA transcript (SSU-rRNA, 5.8S rRNA, LSU-rRNA); ribosome biogenesis. Gene Ontology annotation, molecular function: RNA endonuclease activity. Lineage: Eukaryota; Viridiplantae; Streptophyta; Magnoliopsida; Brassicales; Brassicaceae.
UGGGAUUUAGGGUUUAAGAAAUCGUCUGAAAGGGAUAGAUUCGAGAGAGAGAGAGAGAGAGAGAGAGAAGGCCAGAGGAAAAAAAAAAAUGGGCAAGACAAAGAAGAUGAAGGGAAGCCAAAGCUUCAGGCAAAGGCUGCUUCUUUCAACACUUUCAUCAACACGUAUCACAAUCGAUGAGAUUCGUUCCGACGAUAUGAUUCCUGGUCUCCGUCCCCACGAGAUUUCUCUUCUCCGCCUCAUCGAAACUGUCACCGAUGACGCCGUCGUUGAGGUUAACGAGACCGGUACUCAGUUAAAGUACAAGCCUGGAAUUAUAAUGGGAGGGAAGAACUUGGUUCAUAACUGUGCCCUGAGUCGAUCCAUUGGCUAUUAUCUGGAGCCAUUGGUUGUGUUAGCAUUAUUUGGCAAGAAGCCCCUUUCUAUUAGGCUCAGAGGAAUUACAAAUGAUCCAAGAGACCCGAGCGUUGACACAUUCCGUUCCACUACGUUGCAAAUCUUAAAGCGUUUUGGAGUCCCUGAAGAGGGUUUAGACCUUAAAAUCGAAGCCCGUGGAGUAGCUCCAGAUGGGGGUGGAGAAGUUCUCUUAACAGUUCCAACUGUUAAGACUCUAACUGUGGUUCAUUGGGUAGAAGAAGGAAUGGUGAAGAGGAUACGUGGUAGCACUUUCUCUACAAGAGUGACUACUGACUUUGAACAUUCCAUGAGAUUCGCAGCUCGUGGAAUCUUUAACAAUCUCCUGCCUGAUGUUCACAUUACCCUAGAUCACAGAGCUGGCUCUCAGGCUGGAAAAUCUCCGGGAUAUGGGAUCUCAUUGGUAGCAGAAACAACUACAGGGUGUUACAUGUCUGCAGAUACAACAGUGUCUUGCUUAAGAACAGACGAAACUGAGCUUGAUGUAGAGAAGAAAGAGAGAUUGCCAGCAGAAGACACAGGCGCUGAAAUAGCUUCAUGGCUUCUUCAUGAGAUUGAGAAAGGUGGAGUUGUCGAUUCAACCCACCAGGGGUUGCUAUUUAUACUGUGUGCGUCAUGCGAACCAGACUUGUCAAAGGUUCGAGUGGGAACGUUAUCUCCUUAUGGUGUGGAGACGUUGAGGAAUAUAAAGGAGUUUAUGGGAGUUCAGUUUACAAUCAAACCUGAUCCAUUGACAGGGACUGUUAUACUCAAGUGCGUUGGAAGUGGUUUAGUUAACCUCUCCAGAAAGCUGUCUUGAUUUCGUACAAUUGUUGUUGUGUUUUGUCAACACAAACAGCUUCACAGUUUUUGUCUAAAUGAAACUUUAAAUGGAUGUGUAUUCUCGACCUUGUUGUAAUGGCAGUUUUACAUUUAAAUUUAUGCAUUUUCGUCCUGGA